AACCCUGCACCUUUCUUCGUCGGCCUAUAUAUAUACUAUUUAUAUACAUUUUAAUGGGCGGCUUAUGAAAAUGUACAGCGUGUAUAUGUUGGUUUCGAGGGAUAUUGUGAUGUGUGCGAUGAUAUUUUUUUGAGAUGGAGAAAAUAAUUGCAUUGAAUUGAAUAUAUUGGGGGAAAUUCUGCGGCUGGCUAGUAAAGGUAAUUUAUUGUUCUGGUUUCAGUGAUCGAGUUAGGGUUUCAGUGUAGGUUGAAAAUGAUGCUGUCUGUGCAAAAUAAUAUUAGACAGCCGCAGGCUCAGGGUUCGAAUCCCAGCGGCUAUGGAAGAGAGCUUUUUAAAAUAGAGAAGGGAGAACUUUUUUUGCAGAAGUCGGAAUCGACUGCGACUAAUCAGACGUCGCAGAGCAUUGAAUCUCGAGAAGUGCUGAGACAAGAUGGGGAUGGGGACCCGGGCUUACCAUGUUCAACACAGAUUGAAAACAAUUUUAGAGCGCUUACGAUCAAUUCAGGACGAUUCAUUGUUUCAGCAGUAGAUGAAGAUAUGUUGUUGGCUCUUGCUCAUCAAAAAUACAAAGCUGGCAGCUAUGCGCAGGCAUUGGAACAUUCCAAUGCUGUUUAUGACAAGAAUCCUCAACGUACAGACAAUCUUCUUCUUCUUGGAGCAAUAUAUUAUCAGCUGCAUGAUUUUGAUAUGUGCAUUGCCAAAAACGAGGAGGCGAUUAGAAUUGAUCCUCAAUUUGCCGAGUGUUUUGGGAAUAUGGCCAAUGCUUGGAAGGAGAAAGGCAACAUUGACCUGGCUAUUCAGUUAUAUUUGAUUGCUAUUGAGUUACGGCCAAACUUCUGUGAUGCAUGGUCCAAUCUGGCCAGUGCAUACAUGCGGAAAGGAAGGUUGAGUGAAGCUGCAGAAUGUUGCCGUCAAGCUCUUCAUCUCAAUCCUCGUCUUGUUGAUGCACACAGCAACCUUGGAAAUCUGUUGAAGGCACAGGGAUUAACUCAACAUGCAUACCUAUGCUAUAUGGAAGCAUUGCGCAUACAGCCAACUUUUGCAAUUGCAUGGUCAAAUUUGGCUGGCCUAUUUAUGGAAGCAGGAGAUUAUACGAAAGCCCUUGCAUAUUAUAAGGAAGCAAUCAAACUUAAACCUAAUUUUGCUGAUGCUCACUUGAAUCAAGGGAAUGUACUUAAGGCGAUGGGAAGGCCUCAAGAGGCAAUUCUGUGCUAUAAGCGAGCCAUUCAAAUAAGGCCUGACUAUGCAAUUGCUUAUGGGAAUUUGGCAAGCGUUUAUUAUGAACAAGGCGAACUGGAGUCGGCGAUAAUGCAUUACAGGCAAGCUAUAAUGCUGGAUACAGCAUUCUUAGAGGCCUACAACAACUUGGGAAAUGCUCUGAAAGAUGCUGGAAGAGUGGAAGAAGCCAUUGCCUGUUACCAGUCUUGUCUUACUCUUCAAGCAAAUCACCCGCAGGCGCUUACUAAUCUUGGAAACAUUUAUAUGGAAUGGAAUAUGAUCAAUGUAGCUGCUAACUUCUACAAAGCGACGCUGGCUGUCACGACAGGCUUGUCUGCUCCUUAUAGUAAUUUAGCAAUAAUAUAUAAACAACAGGGGCAUUAUGCGGAAGCUAUUGCUUGCUAUAAUGAAGUUCUUCGCAUAGAUCCAACGGCAGCUGAUGGUCUUGUAAAUAGAGGAAACACAUUAAAAGAGAUAGGUCGUGUUAGUGAAGCAAUUCAAGAUUAUAUACGUGCUGUGACAAUCAGACCUACCAUGGCUGAAGCACAUGCAAAUCUUGCUUCUGCUUACAAGGACAGUGGCCAUGUGGAAGCUGCUAUGAAGAGUUACAAACAGGCAUUAACACUACGACCUGAUUUUCCAGAAGCAACUUGCAACCUUUUACAUACAUUACAGUGUGUAUGUAAUUGGGAAGAUCGGGAUAGCAAAUUUAUGGAAGUGGAUGGAAUUAUAAGGCGGCAAAUCAAGCUUUCCGUUCUUCCUAGUGUGCAACCAUUUCAUGCAAUUGCAUACCCCAUUGACCCCAUGCUUGCCUUGGAAAUCAGUCGUAAGUAUGCUGAGCAUUGUACUUUGAUUGCAUCUCGCUUUGGUCUUCCACCUUUCAAUCAUCCUCCUCCUAUUCCUGUUAAGAGUGAAGGUGGAAGUGGCAGGCUUCGAGUGGGGUACGUGAGUAGUGAUUUUGGUAAUCACCCACUCUCUCAUCUCAUGGGAUCUGUAUUUGGUAUGCACAAUCGGGAGUACGUUGAGGUAUUUUGCUAUGCAUUGAGCCAGAAUGAUGGCAGUGAAUGGAGACAACGCAUACAGGCAGAGGCAGAACACUUCAUUGAUGUUUCAUCUUUUUCAUCUGACGUAAUUGCAAGAAUGAUAUCAGAGGAUAACAUUCAAGUUCUUGUCAACUUGAAUGGAUAUACGAAGGGUGCUCGGAAUGAAAUUUUUGCAAUGCAACCAGCUCCAAUACAAGUAUCUUACAUGGGAUUUCCGGGGACCACUGGUGCAGAUUAUAUUCAUUACUUAGUGACAGAUGAGUUUGUUUCACCCAUGCGCUUUGCACAUAUAUAUUCAGAGAAGCUCGUUCAUAUGCCACAUUGUUAUUUUGUCAAUGAUUACAAGCAGAAAAAUCGUGAUGUCUUGGACCCUAAUUGCCAACACAAGCGUACAGAUUAUGGUUUACCAGAAGGCAAAUUUCUUUUUGGAUGCUUUAAUCAGCUUUACAAAAUGGAUCCAGAGAUCUUCACAACAUGGUGCAAUAUUCUUAAGCGUGUACCACAUAGUGCCUUAUGGCUUCUGAGAUUUCCUGCUGCUGGCGAGAGUAAUGUGCGAGCAUUUGCUGCUGCACAGGGUGUUCGACCUGAACAGAUUAUUUUCACUGAUGUAGCUGCUAAGAGUGAACAUAUACGGCGCAGUGCAUUGGCUGACCUUUUCCUUGACACACCAUUAUGCAACGCACACACUACUGGUACAGAUAUUCUUUGGGCUGGUCUGCCUAUGAUAACUUUACCUCUUGAAAAGAUGGCUACACGGGUGGCUGGAUCUUUGUGUCACGCCACAGGUUUUGGCGAAGAGAUGGUAGUUGGCAGUAUGCAAGAGUAUGAGGACAAGGCUGUUUCUCUUGCCCUGUCUCCUCUGAGACUGCAAACCCUUAGGGCUAAACUCAAAGCAGCUCGGUUAACGUGUCCUUUGUUUGAUACUGCUCGUUGGGUGCGGAAUUUGGAUAGGGCAUAUUAUAAGAUGUGGAACUUGUAUUGCGCAGGCCAGCAUCCACAGCCCUUUAAGGUUACUGAAAAUGAUACUGAAUUUCCUUGUGAUCAUUAGUAACUUGAAAGUAAGAAUUUUCAGAAGAUUUGCAAAUAGGAAGACAGGUUUUAUAUCAGGAGUUGGUCCAUAUGAUACACCGAGUCACUGUUGAAGGAUUACGGUGUUGACGGAAACCAGUUGUGUGCAAGUCUCCAAGUUUGUGUCAUGCCAACUGAUACAAUUGUAGACUAAUACCAUUCACCAUUUCUAUGUUCGAUUCCUCUGUAUAAAAUCAAACCAAAAAUGCAUUAAACCAUACUGAGAAUUGCUAUACUAUUGUUUUUUAGUUUCCUUCUAUUGCAUUCACAUGGACAGACAACAAUUGUUGUUCAGUUCAUCAUUUGCUGUAGUAUGUUUGACAGGUUUGUUGUGUCACUCAUUUGACACCGAGAUACCCAGUAGGAGCCUGCUUGGUUAUUAUUUCUGUUAGCCUACACAGAUAAAUGUUUACAGAAUUAACACCACAUGUAGAAUAAUUCUAUGAUAUAAUGCAUUUUCUAAUGAAAAGCUUUCUAA
This is a messenger RNA of Cryptomeria japonica (Japanese cedar), 3807 nucleotides long. Its product is annotated as probable UDP-N-acetylglucosamine--peptide N-acetylglucosaminyltransferase SEC. The transcript has 29 exons. The record is from RefSeq and is a predicted model, not a curated record. Gene Ontology annotation, biological process: protein O-linked glycosylation. Bases 253 to 3309 code for a protein of 1018 amino acids. Gene Ontology annotation, molecular function: protein binding; glycosyltransferase activity. NCBI's taxonomy places the organism in Eukaryota, Viridiplantae, Streptophyta, Pinopsida, Cupressales, Cupressaceae.